UGAAGCAGAAGAAGCUCACAAGGCGGAUACCUGUGUCGGUAGUUUCCCCAAACACUGCCAGUCAUGGCUGCUUCCAUUCAGAGUUUACUGGAGGAAAUCUCCGCUGUUGAAGACCCAGUGGAAGAGUUACAGAGUUUAAAAACAGCUUUAUUAUCCAUACCCGUCAGCGCUUUGAGAGACACAGUGAGCGGACAGCGAUUCGAUGUGAUAUUCUCUCUGUUAAACUCAAAUCAGAGGGAGCAGGUUGAGCUAUGUGUGGACAUCCUUGAACACAUCUUAAUGGCUCUCAGCCCUGAGCACCUGGCCCAGAACUACAGAGCAGAGCUGCAGGCAGGUCUGAACCAUCCUAAUGAAACUGUUAAGAUACUGGCCUUGACACAGAUUGGCAGAAUGGUGGAGCACCCCGAUGCUGUCACCGAAAUCCUCAACAACCACGACAUUCUUCGAGGAGUGAUCCACUGCAUCGGAGAAGAGAAAAUGGCUGUCGCAAAACAGGCCAUUCAGUCCCUGUCUAAACUGAGUCACUCGAAGCCUGGAUUAGACAAACUGUUCCAGAGUGACUUGCUGAAAGUCAUGAAGGAUGUGAUGGCCACAAGUGACAUUAUCAGAUACAGAUUCUAUGAGCUGGUGGUGGAAAUAUCAUCUGUUUCUCCCAUUUCCCUCGGUUACUGCGCCAACAGUGGCCUCAUUUCUCAGCUCCUCAGUGAACUGACAGGAGACGAUGUUUUGAUCAGGGCCACAGCUAUAGAGAUGGUGACCACUCUAGCCCACAGUCAGCAUGGGCGGCAAUACUUGGCCCAGCAGGGUAUCAUGGACAAGAUCUCCAACAUGAUCAGAGGAGCAGAGACAGAUCCCUUCUCCUCCCUCUACCUGCCUGGUUUGGUUAAGUUCUUUGGGAACCUGGCCAUUAUGGACAGCCCACAGCAGGUUUGCGAAACCUACCCGGCCUUCCAGAACAAGGUGUUUGAGAUGGCUCUGGACCCGGACCCGGUGAUGAUCGGGGUGGCACUGGACACUUUGGGCUUACUUGGAUCUACUGUGGAGGGAAAACAGGUCCUGCAGAAAACAGGAGAAAAAUUCAAGGCUGUGUUGUUACGAAUGAGUCAGCUCGCCAGCUCUGGAGCUACAGAGCUCAGAGUGCGCAGCUUGGAUGCCAUAUCACAACUUCUCACUCUAGAGCCAGAGCAGCAGACAGAAGAUCUUUUGGCUCUGACAGAGUCCUGGUUCCUCCUUUUGUCUAAGCAGCCUAUGGACAUGAUUCGCAACAUCAGCACUCAGCCGUUCCCAGAGCUGCACUGUGGGGCUCUGCAUAUAUUCACUGCUGUUGCCACGCAGCCAUGGGGUCAGAAGUUAAUGAUCAGCACUCCCGGUUUCAUGGAGUUCAUUUUGGAUCGUUCAACGGGUCAGACUAAGGAUGCCAAAGAUGCUAAGUUUGAACUUGUGGGGGCACUUGUGAGUUCAUCAACAGCAGCAGAGAUUCUGGGCAGCCAGAAUUACAUCCAUCUGAAAACUUAUCUCAGAGAAGGACCUUACUAUGUUUCAGCUGUGGCCUCAGUCAGCACAGAAGGAGCAGACUGAAUCAAACAAACUCAGACACACUUCAUGUGUUUCUACUUACUGCUUAAGUAAUGGGUAAGUGCCUCAAUAUUCUAACCAUGGGUUAACAUAUUAAACUCUGCUAUAAUAAACUAAUUCUUUGAUAAAUAGUUUUAACAAAUCAGGACAUGGUGUUAACUUGCUCAGUUGAUUAAACCUUUCUCACUUCUACAGCAUAAAUUGACAAAUAUUAUCCUAUUAAUGUUCAACAGUAAACAACUCAACUGCAUCUAGAAACAUUUAUUCAUUAAGGAUGGUUGAAGUACUUUGUAAGUAUUUAGAGACAAAUGAAAAAUUCAUAUUCCAUGCCUGAGUCUUCACUGCUCUUCUGUUAGGUUGUCUUACACACAUUAACAUAUUUUUCAGACUUUUCUGACAGGACAUUAACAUUAAACAUCUAAUCAUCAUCUUAAGUUGUUUUCCUGUAUUUUACUUGAUGAGGAAAUCUAGUAUUGUUUGUGAAACAAAUACAUCUACUCUCAAAUAAAGGCAAGACAUGAAAACAAGGAAUAGGUGAAGUUUUCAUACACAAUCAUUCAGUGCUCAGUGUUCAGUCUGUGAACACAACAUUUAAGUCAUAUUUAGUCAUUACAAAUAUGGAAUAAUAUUACUGGUUUGACAAGUCAAAUAUUGAAAUAUAUGGAAAAAUAGUUAUUAUUAAGUAGUUAAAUUAAAAGGUGCACUCCACCAUUUUAUACUUCAUGUUCAGUUUCAUCACAAAGAGUACUACACAGCUUGUUGUUUAACACCAUCCAAGUUGUCUGAGUUUGGGCUUAAAGACAACAAAGCCUGCGUUACAAACUUGGGCCAUUAAGUUUGGAGGACUUGGGCAAUUCAACAAAAAGAAGGUUCUAAUAAAAGAUGUUACUGAGUUGCAUUUUGGGAAAUGUAGGAUUUUGUUGUUUUGGGAUUUUUAGCCAUAUUAGAGACUAAAAGUAAAGAUAAUCUUGACUUGAAAUCUGUCUUUUGUGAGUCCCUCACCUUUAUGUAAAUUCAACACAAGAUCGCCCUUGACCAGGGCUGAAUAUCCACGUGCAAUUGCAUAAAAUUCUGUAUCAUAACAGUGGCAGCAGAAAAAUGGUAUGUUAACAUGUUUAGUUUGUGUCUUUACUAACUACUUGAGCAGUAAUUAAAGAACUUCACAUGAUAUAAAAUGUUUACCAUCUUAAAUGUUCACCAUCCAGGCACUAAUACCACAACAUCGUACACAGUAUCUCUCCAAUGAAACUGGACUUGACCAAAGACAUUGUUAAUCACACCCCUGCUUUCCAGAUUCUUCAGACAUUGAUUUAAUUUUUUUGUGGCAAAAAUAUGCUUGUUUACUAAAAAGAAUGAGGUUUUUAUUAAAAAGGGUUCAGUCUGACAAAGGA
Messenger RNA from Lates calcarifer (barramundi perch), 2966 nucleotides. It is a transcript of the gene psmd5, whose product is annotated as proteasome 26S subunit, non-ATPase 5. Gene Ontology annotation, cellular component: cytosol. The record is from RefSeq and is a predicted model, not a curated record. NCBI's taxonomy places the organism in Eukaryota, Metazoa, Chordata, Actinopteri, Centropomidae. Gene Ontology annotation, biological process: proteasome assembly. The coding region runs from base 64 to 1578 and encodes 504 amino acids. The transcript has 10 exons.